Stylophora pistillata is the source of this 3105-nucleotide messenger RNA. RefSeq lists its product as uncharacterized. Lineage: Eukaryota; Metazoa; Cnidaria; Anthozoa; Scleractinia; Pocilloporidae. The record is from RefSeq and is a predicted model, not a curated record.
UGUUCAUAGGAAGGUAACACCUUUAGAAGUAAGGUUCGAUAACCUUCCAGAACUCGCAAGUCGUGGAAAAUGAAAGAGCUGGCAUCAGUUUUUGGUUUUAUAGCCCUUUUCUUCUCAUCAUGCUGUGCGGAAGACCAAGAGGGUGAAUGUCUUUACAUUUCCCAUCUCAGCGGAGAGGACUCACCUCAAUGUGGUUCUUUUGAUGCACCCUGCCGAACAUUACCACGAGCGCUUCUCCUGGUUAACAAUGGUGGCAAAAUUUGCCUCGACGGAGCAAACAGUGAGUCAAAUCCAUACGAAUGUUUGAAAACCCACGGCCCUAAUGGAGCUGAAUUGAAAGUUAUAGAAAAAAGUGUAUCGAUACAAGGUGUGUCCUCCCCAGCGCACAUUUCAUGUGGCUUAAUAUUUGCGUCAAGGUUCAAAUAUGGUUUUGUCAAAGGAACCUUCUCAAACCUUGUAUUUAACAAUAGUAGGUAUGGAUUAGUUUUCUCCAAUGUGCCUUCCUACGAUGUUGUCAUUUCCAAAUGCAAGUUCAUCAACUGCCAGAAAGCCGUUUUUAUGCUAUGGGAAGGGACUUAUUCAAGCAUCCGUCUAAGGUCCUCACUUGAGGUUUCUGAUAGUGAAUUCCGCAACACUUUAUAUGGCAUCGAAUUUGGUCCGAAGUUCAGACAUAACUUUGCUGAGGUUUUCCUGUCAAACCUUGUAUUCGACAACGGAACUUAUGGUGUAGUCCUCGCUAAUGUGUCCUCCUAUAAUAUUGUCAUCGUAAAGUGCAAGUUAAGUAACUUCCAUAAGGCAGCCGUUCGUAUUUUAUGGAACGAGAUAAAUUCCAUCAUUCUUGAAAAGUGUAGUCUCGUAGCCACUGAUAGCGAGUUCCGGUACAAUGCAAAAUCUAUACUUGCUAUGUUGCCCAACGCUAUUGUGGAGACUAACAUAUCAAGAUGUCUAUUCGAAGGCGCAAAGGGACGUUUUAAAGUCACUUCUGAUCUUAGAAAUGCAACAGGUGCCGUGUUUGUCCGAUCACAAGCCAAUGUGGUUAUAACGUAUCCAAUUCAUGUAUUAGUCUCAAUCACUGAGUCUAUUUUCCAAGAGCUCGGCCACGAAGACAACAGCUUCGCGGUAUCAGUUACAGUUGACAACCUCUUUGGCAAUGGGAGUAUAUCAUUAUCAAACACGUCCUUUCUCAACAACGAAAAUUCUGUCUUUGUCCAUGGUGGACUUGGCCUGAAUUUCACUAACGUGACGGUGAAUUCCACAUACGGAUAUGCCAUUAUGGCCAGUGCUCCCCCUAAAACAUUAAUCAAAGCGCCAGGUGUGAGGGUUUUUCUUGAAAAUUGCAUCCUAGCAAACAACCGGAUUGGCAUAAGGAUGUCAACGACUACUUGUUUAGAUAAUACGGCUCGGUAUUGUUCAACGGGUGACCAAACGCUUAUUGUAAGAAACAGUCUUAUACUGGGAGGCAACGAGACAUUAGGCGCUGGGGAUGCAAUCAGAUUUGGGAUGAGUUUUCCUAAACGGAACGAUACUCGUGCAGUUCUGAAACCAAGCACAGAAGAGGUUUAUCUGUCACCAGAUUUUGAAGCAAAACUACUUCUUGAUAACGUUACUUUUCUGGGGUUACAUGACUGUGCACUGUCAGUUACUAUAGAGAAGAAUGUGAUUGGUCUGAUUUCGGUAAAAAACUGCAGAUUUCUCAAUAACACUCAGUUUGUGAAUCGAUUAGAUGAACGAGCAGCUAUCCAAAUUGAAUUUCCGAACGACGAUCCGCCAAAAUGUCCACGAACAGCGAAAGGAAACGAAAGUAAGGAACUGAUGUGGAACAAGAAGUCUGAGCUACCGGUUAUGAUUGAAGAUACUUCAUUUGAAAACAAUGUGGGCAUCACUGGAGCAAUGAACUUUUUGAAUGGCAAUAUCACUAUCAAGAACUGCGCAUUUAAAAACAAUGAGGGAGUGGCUUUAGGUGGUCAUGUCUACAUGAAGACAGGUUUCGGCAUUCUGAACAUCAAUAAUUGUAGCUUCCUACAAAAUUUAAUAGGUGAUUCCCGCGUGUCAGCUAUUGCUAGUUUUCUUCGAUCCGAGAGUGCUGGUCCGUUAAAGAUUCAAAAUUCGUCCUUUGUAGCAGACGUUAAUCAAGAAUUCGAUCCAAUAUUUGCAGCGACGAAAAGCAGUACGAUAGAGAUCGACAGUUCAACCUCCUUUAAAUGUCCAGAUGGAAAACAGAUCACGCUUGAAAACAGCACCCAAGAAGACGGUUUCGAACUCGUUAAAGGAAGUGAGACUUGCUGGAUAAGCGUAGCUUACGUCACAUUUUUUUGUGAAGAGUGUCCGGAUGGAUUCUAUAAUUUAAAAAGAGGAUCUUCCAAUGGUCUGGAUAUUCAGAAGGUAACAAAGUGUCAUAGAUGUCCAUAUGGCGCAACAUGUGAAAAUGGAGACAUUGAAGCCCAAGAAAACUUUUGGGGUUGCUACUCUUCACCAUAAUCAACUUAGCUGGAGUUUCAUCCCUGUCCACUGGAAUACUGCAAACCUCCAGCUCGUUCCAGUACUACCGCUUUUAAUGGUUGUCAUGGCAGCAGGACAGGAAUUUUAUGCGGCCAAUGCGCUGAAGGUUUCAGCGAAGACUUAUAUUCCACUUCUUGUCGAGAGAAAGAAAAAUGCAAUGAUCAUUGGUUUUGGAUUGCGAGCUUAAUUUACGUAAUAAUCUUGGCUCUCUAUCUUGUUUUCAAGCCUCCUAUCUUCCCCUGGCUGUAUCGGCAAUGCUUUUGGUUUAAAAGGAAAUCCAAUAGCAGCCAAGGACACGUAGCACUACAUGAAGGGAAUGAUGAAGAACACGAUGCUGGGUAUUUGAAGACCAUCUUCUACUUUUAUCAAGUUGCUGAAAUACUGAUGAUAAAGUCCCCUGAGGAAGCCCUUCACAUAAUUCCCUUUGUUACGCCAAUAAUCGCACUUUUUAAUUUCCAGGUAAAGACCAUUAACGGCAGCAUUGGGUGCCCAUUUCCUGGCUUUGAUGUGGUUACUAAAGAGCUGUUUUUGUGCUUGAAGUUCCUGGCGACUCUGUUCUCCAUUGCCAUGAUUUAUGCCAUCCAUCGAGUCAUAAGCAGGUUCCGG